AUGGCAUUGGUCUGUCAACUGCUCAGCUUGUUGACCGAGGCUCACCUUGUGGCCUGUGAUUUCACCUCCACCGCGGCAAUCGCGCAGCUAAACCCUGCGACAGACGCCUUCUUCGGCCCCGGAACUCAGGUGGACCUGAUCUUCGUCAACGCCGGAUACGCGGCGCUGGAACCAUUCAACGCAGUCACGGAAGACUCUUUCCGACGAAGCUUUGACACAAACGUCUUUGGCCCCUUCUUUGCUGCGCAAAAGCUGACGCCAAUUCUGAAUGAUGGUGGCGCUUUGGUCUUCACGACCUCCGUGGCAAACCAAGUCGGUAUACCGGGCAUGGCCACCUAUGUGACCGCAAAGGCUGCAGUGCAAUCCCUGGUACAAACACUGGCAGCCGAGCUGAUGGGACGCCGCAUUCGCGUGAACGCUGUGUCCCCGGUGUUUGUCCGCACGCCGACUAUGGGCGUAGCUAACGCGUCCGCCGACGAUCGGACAACUUUUAAGGGCGAGGAGGUCAAGGCGACCCCGCUGGGACGCAUUUGGGACCCGGAGGAAAUUGCCCGUGCCGUCGUCUUCUUGGGCUUCGAAGCCACCUUCACGACGGGCUCACAGUUGGUUUUGAAUGGCGGUUUAGCGUCACUGCAGGUGCAUUGA
Messenger RNA from Aspergillus melleus, 645 nucleotides. RefSeq names its product putative short chain dehydrogenase. The coding region runs from base 1 to 645 and encodes 214 amino acids. The record is from RefSeq and is a predicted model, not a curated record. The transcript is spliced from 2 exons. Lineage: Eukaryota; Fungi; Ascomycota; Eurotiomycetes; Eurotiales; Aspergillaceae. Gene Ontology annotation, molecular function: oxidoreductase activity.